Molecule: messenger RNA, 1029 nt
Organism: Trichomonas vaginalis G3
Lineage: Eukaryota; Parabasalia; Trichomonadida; Trichomonadidae
Product: regulation of vesicle fusion
Exons: 1
Coding region: 1-1029 (342 amino acids)
Biological process (GO): intracellular protein transport; activation of GTPase activity
Molecular function (GO): GTPase activator activity
Source: RefSeq, a predicted model, not a curated record
AUGGGUUUCGAAAGGGAGGAACUAUUUAAGCCCCAACCAAACAAUAAAAAUAUUGACAUGCACAAUCUUAGAAAAGAAUUGUCACUAGGACUUCAUAAUUGUACUAAUACUGAUAGAUGUUUAGCAUGGAUGAUCACUUCAGGAUUAGUAUCUCCAGCUCCAAGUGAAUGGAAGGAUCAGAUUUUACUCCACUAUAAAGACUAUAUGGCUUACAUUCGAACAUUCCAUAUCGAAAAAUUCGAAGAACAAAUUUUCGAGAAUUCUGAAUCAAAUUUCGGUUUACCAGAUAAUAAGUUAAUGGAUGUUAUUCAUAGAGAUAUCGUACGAACCGGAAAUCAAAUUACUUGUUUUCCUAAUCCAGAUCCAUCAAUUCCAAACCCAAAAAACAGCACUUUAAUACCAUUUUCAAGACAUAUACGAAGAGUAGAAAGAGCCUUAUAUGUAUUUGGUAAACUCAAUGCAGGCCUUGCUUACAUUCAAGGAUUUAAUGAAAUCAUUUGUCCUUUAUACUAUGUUUUCUCUUCCGCUGCAGAUUUUUUCGAUAAUGAUUAUUCAAAGGUCGAAGCCAUGGUUUUCUUUAUGUUUCAACAAUUAUUUUCAGUGACUCAAUUAGGAGACUUAUAUAUAACAAAGGAUCAUUCGAGUUUUAUACUAGCCAAAAUGGCCAAAUUUAUGAAUGUUUUAUCAAAACAUCAUUCUUACGCCGCAAGUAUCAUUAUUAAAGUUAAUAUUCCACCAAUUAACUUUGCCCUACGAUGGCUAAACAUACUUUUCGCUCAGGAUUACGCUCUAAACAAACUUGUUUUGAUUUGGGAUUCUUUAUUUGCUCAUUUUUAUAAUUUUAUAGAAUAUUCAUAUUAUCUCGCAGUUUCUCAUUUGGUCCACUUCACUUAUGAGCUCAGACCAGAUGACUUCAUCUCAACUAUGUGCGCAUUGCAGAAAAAGCAUGAUAUCGAAGUUAAUAGUUUAUUAAAGUUAGCCAAUAGGCUUUGGCUUUCUGAUCAUAUCAAUGAACCGCAUGCCAUUUAA